Haliotis rubra (blacklip abalone) is the source of this 2177-nucleotide messenger RNA. RefSeq lists its product as uncharacterized. Lineage: Eukaryota; Metazoa; Mollusca; Gastropoda; Lepetellida; Haliotidae. The record is from RefSeq and is a predicted model, not a curated record. The transcript has 6 exons. The coding region runs from base 1286 to 2131 and encodes 281 amino acids.
UGUCUUCAUCAGAGAAGUGUGACAGUUUUGCACCAUUUCAGGCAAAAUUAAAACACUGUGAUGGUCCACUUCCCGCAGGUAACAAUUUCUUAGGGUGUGUCCAGUAUAGAGAGGUCAAACUGAAAGAGUUUGUUGUCACAUCCAAACGAGGUAACAACUGUGUAAAAAUAGGCAAGGACAUUUGCUAUGUGAGAAAUAUCCUGAAAUGUGACGAGGAUAUCUACGUUGUUUACCAAACGUUCUUGUCGUCGGGAGCAUUCUUUCAGUAUCCCAUAGACUCCAGGCGCCUUGAUAUUCACACAGUAUCUGAUGUGAAUGAUCAGCUCCUAGUUUCUAGAAUACAGAGUGUCAAAGGGAAAUAUGUUCUGAUGCCUUACCAGGGGAACUUUGUUGCAAUCCCAAUGAUCCAUACACGUGCAUAAAAGUAAACAAAACAUGUGCAUUAACUUUCAAAAAUAAGAAAUUCCACAACCUUUGCUGAUGUACCAAACAUAGAACAUCCAUUCACAGUUAAGUCAGUAAAGCUGGGACGUGGGAUGAUUGCACACAUCUCCUACGUCCCAGCAUAGCCGAUGGGCUUGAAUAACUGCUACUGUAGCUGUUUAGUAAGUGUCUUUGCUUGCAUUUAGAAUUUAUGUCAAAAUCUUUUGAUUUGAGACUUUGUCUUUUGAAAUCUAUCCAGGUUGUUUUAUAAAUGAAAGUUUGCUCUUAUAGCCAAAAUGUAUGUGGUCGUCGUCUUUGAAGAAAGCAACGAGGUAGAGUUAGUUGCUUCCAAUUGGCUGCUGAAUCAAACCAAAACCUACUGGCCUCCACUUCGCUCUACUGCAGCUGUUAAGGCAGUAAAGGAGCGAAUUGAAGCAGAAACAACAUGGCCGGUAUACAGGAUCAGGGUGUUGGCUGCUUGUCGUAAGUAAAUAUUGAUUUCCCUUAAAUUCUCUUGUCUUUUCUGAAGCUGAUGUUACUGAAUUGAAAUAUCAUAGUUUUGUGAACACUUGAAUUCAUAGAAUAUAAAUUUUAUUUUACCUGUUUCUACAGCGCAAAUGUUCUAGGAUGAUGUUAUAUAUCUGCAGAUAGCUAUGAAGACGGUAGAAGAAAAUUAAAAGUUGCUGAAGACACUUCAGACAUUCAAACAGAAGAGGAGGACUCCUGUGGUAAAGGAGCGAGAAAACGAAAGCCAAAGCAAGUUUCCUCCAGUGAGGAUGAGGAUGACGACUAUGAACCACCCAGACCAAAAAAAGUGCGACCUGCUGUUCUACCACCAGCUCCACAGCCACCAGAGAUUUCAAUGCCUUCUACCUCGGCAGUUACUGAGGUGGUUACAGGUAUUUCCCUCUACCCGGACAACAUUAGCAUCAGUACAUCAUCAGCACAUGCAUCACCACCAAGACCUUCAACUUCUGCCCGGUCUUUGUUCAGUGUCCAUAUGCCAUCAUCAGAUUUCCCAAGGAUCCCAGAGUCAAGUACCACUGCUACUCACAUCAGACAGUCAAUGCCAGGUACUAAUGAAGGGUCUCUGAUCCCAGGACUUAUAUCUCCUGAUUCAGCACGAGUGAAUGCUAAGGAUAGGGCAAUCAUUAAAGCCAUUUCAUCAGUGCAAGUUGCUGUGGAGAGAUUGGAAAAAGAGCUUGCUUCUCAACGGAAACUCCUCAAUGAAAUCUUGCUGAAGGUGUCCAACAGUGGAACACCAGUGGACCUCCAGGAAGAUGUACAGUUUCCACUAACUGAUGAGGCCGCCCUUGAAGCUCUUGAAGGCAGACUGAAGGAAAAGGCAUUUAGAAUGUCUUUGGUUGAUCGCCUAAAGCUUAUUGGCGGAAGCACCGUAAAGGAAACCGUCCAAAGAACCAUGAAGUAUGUCCUUGGACAUACUAUUGCUUCUCAAUAUAACUGGCUGGGACAAAAAUGUUGGAAGAACAAUGGACCAAGCAAGAAAGCAUUUGCUAAUUUUCAGCUAUGUGCUGCAAUCACUAGAGCUGUUCUCAAAAAUCCCCUGCUUACAACAGCAACAGAAAAGGAGGCUCACAGUGAGAUGAUGCUUUGGCUGAGAAAUUCGGGGGACAGGGACGGGGGCCGAAAGAAAAGGCUACUGGCUAAGGAGGCUGCGGUCACCACUCGCGAUAACAUGUCUGAGUAACUGCAAUAUGCUGUAUAUGAGAUCAUAUAAAAGAUGUUUUACUUUA